Molecule: messenger RNA, 1148 nt
Organism: Solea senegalensis (Senegalese sole)
Lineage: Eukaryota; Metazoa; Chordata; Actinopteri; Pleuronectiformes; Soleidae
Exons: 7
Coding region: 175-996 (273 amino acids)
Source: RefSeq, a predicted model, not a curated record
CUGUCAGUCUGCCCGGGCCAGUGAACAGCACGGUUAACUUUCUCUCAUUUGGGUAUUUCCAAACCCGCCGGGCUCCAUGGGUAACAGCUACAGCUUUGCAGGGCCAAACCGAGGCGUUCACAUCCAUGUGUUACUGAAGAAGGCCAGGAGAAUUUAUCACUCCAAGAUUGGGACAUGUCAGAAAGCUCUUCAGGUGUGAACACUCUCAGUGGCAGCCUCCCCAAAUCCCACUCGUCUCAGAACUCUGACCUCCGUGUGACAUGCACACCUCUCUCUGUGGACCACAGUCCUGAUUCUGGACUUGUAUCCACACCUCUUCCAUCCAGUCAGUUCCGGUUUGUGUCGUGGCACCGCCUGGAGCAGUGUGACAUCACAGGUGACCAGCUGACCUGCCCCAGGGUCAGAGAAGGGCCGUCAAAGGAGGAGUUGUUUCAAAGAGCAGGGGGUGACGUCUAUUUGGUGAGAGGGAGAAGGAGGAGAGAAGAUGAAGGACAGAGGUGGGACGAAAGGCUGCAAGAAAAUUGGGAAAACUGUCUGGAGUUAAAUCUGUCCUACCAGGAUUUGGGGGAUCCCUUCCAGAAGGACAAUUUCCUCCGGAUCCUCCGCCGGUUGAUCCGCGUGGAGAAACUACAACUGGUUGACAAUUCACUAACUGACCUGAGUUCUGUACGACUGCCAAGGUGCAGAAUGUUAAACCUGCACCGUAACCACCUGGUGUGCCUGCGUCAGCUGCCAAAGCUCCCAGCAGUGGAGCACCUUUGUCUGUCUGACAAUGCCAUCGACUCCCUGGUGGGACUGGGUGCUCUGAAGAACAGUCCGCUGCGCUCCCUAAACCUGACCCACAACCCAGUGACCUUCACUCAGGACUACCGAGUACGUGUUUUCUCCUGUUUGCCAAAGCUUCAAGUCCUGGAUGGACUCCCCAAGUUGCCAGAAGAUUCUCUGCCCAGCAGACUACACUUCCCAGAAACCACCAGCAUGUGCAACAUCUUGUGACAUUCCUCCACGCAUCACUCAACAUGUUGGAAUUGCACUGCACUGACGGUUCACUCAUCUUGUUGGAGGAAAGCCAACUGGUAUUCAGUUAUUUACUCAAGUGUCAGAGGUGUUGCACAAAAUCACUGUAAAAGUAAUGUGGUCAAAGGUCA